AGUGUCUUUAUUGUGGCACCUAUUUAAGCACAAAGCUUUGUGCUCCCUCUCUCAUCUUCUUCAAGUGCUUUCCUUGUCAUCAGCUACUAUUGCUGUUCAUAUCCUCUAAGAUGCAGAGAAGCCUCAUGAAGCUGCUACUGCUCCUCAUAAUCUUUUUCUACUUCUCAUCUCUUCUUUCUGCCUCUGCUGUUCCUGUAACAAGAACCCAAAAUUUGAAAGGUGAUGAAGAAGAAGAACAAGAAUUUUCGGCCAUUCCUUCUUUAACUAGGUUGGAGCAUGGCCUUGGAAAUGGUGAUGAAGUGGUGGUUGAUAUGAAGGAAGGAGAAUUCACAGAGAGAAGGGUUUAUUUGGAAACUCAAGACUAUGAAGGAACUGGAGCAAAUAGAGAUCAUGAUCCAAAAUCCCCAGGAGGGGUUUAAUCCCAAAAACCACUAUAAAUAUUUGCAUGAAGUUAGUUGCACCCAGAAAUGUAUAAGACAAUUAAUUAAUUUACAUAUAUUUGGUUUUUCUACUUGUAUAAUCAAAUACGAAUUAUUUUCCUUUGUUUGUUCAUAAAUUUAUGUUUUCUUGUUCAACGUGACUGAUGGUGUAUUAUUCAGAAGUUAUAUAUAUAAUAUGGUUAUGGUUACAGCCAUAA
Vigna unguiculata (cowpea) is the source of this 637-nucleotide messenger RNA. RefSeq lists its product as uncharacterized. The record is from RefSeq and is a predicted model, not a curated record. Lineage: Eukaryota; Viridiplantae; Streptophyta; Magnoliopsida; Fabales; Fabaceae.